AUGGCGUCCGAACCUCUAGUCUGUACAGAGAUCUCCGACCAGUGCCCUAUCAAAUACACAGUCUACGGCUACCUUCCAGCUCUCUGGGUAAACUCCCUUCUAGUAGCCCUAUUCGCAAUCGCCUUCUUCGCCAACAUCUACCUCGGCAUCCGCUUCCGCAUCCGCGCCUAUGCCGUCGUCCUAGCCUUAGGCUGUCUCGCCCAAGUCAUAGGCUAUGGCGGACGAAUUGGAAUGUACUUCCUACCAUUCAACGUGAUACCCUUCCAAAUACAGGUCUGCUGUCUCAUCAUUGGUCCAGCCUUCAACAGCGCAGCAGUCUACCUCAUGUUGAAAUACAUCGUGGCACUCUUCGGACCCGAGUGGUCAUUGCUCAAGCCGAAGCUGUACACCAUUAUCUUUAUCGGUGCGGAUAUUGUAUCAUUGGUUCUUCAAGCUGCAGGUGGCGGUAUCGCAGCGACAUCUAGGCCUGGAGAUCUGGAUGUAUUGAAUGUUGGCAAUGACAUCAUGAUGGCUGGUAUCGCCUUCCAAGUGGUUACGCUGUCUGUGUUUGUGAUUCUGGCUACGACAUUCUGUGUUCGACGAACGCUAGGUGCCAAAAAGUUUCCCCUGGCUGGUCAUGCACUUCAGACAUGGGAGAGUGCACGAUUUCGUUGGUUCACCGCCGGUCUUUCUACUGCGUUCCUGACGAUCUACAUUCGUUGUGUGUACCGUAUCGCUGAGAUGCGAGGUGGUUGGGGUAACGAGAUGAUGAAGGAGCAGAUUCCUUUUAUCAUCCUUGAGGGACUUAUGAUUCUCAUUGCGACAGCAGCACAGACUAUUCUUCACCCCGGACACUUCUUUCCUCAAUUCAUGAACCAAAAGCUUCAACAAGAGGAUUCAUCGGAGUCGUACACUGAACUGCAUGCCACACCAAAGUACACGGUUUGA
Messenger RNA from Fusarium coffeatum, 927 nucleotides. RefSeq lists its product as uncharacterized. The transcript is spliced from 3 exons. Gene Ontology annotation, cellular component: plasma membrane; fungal-type vacuole. Bases 1 to 927 code for a protein of 308 amino acids. NCBI's taxonomy places the organism in Eukaryota, Fungi, Ascomycota, Sordariomycetes, Hypocreales, Nectriaceae. The record is from RefSeq and is a predicted model, not a curated record.